UCUGGCCAUAGUUCAGAAUCACCCAACUCCAGCAGCAACCUUAUGCUCAGUAUCAGUACAAUUGCCUCCGCAAUUGCUGAUGCCUCCAUCAGCUCAGAUCCAGCCCAGCUUGCUGCCAUGAUCAUGGAGCUGUCUAAACGGAGCCGCUCUAAAAGCCGCCAGCAAGUAGCAGAAGAGUCGAUUAUGAGUUCUGAUCCUGUAGCGGCCUCAAAUCAGAAUGGUCUGCUGGAGGACCUACAGAAGACCACAUCAGUGGGUGACCUUAGUACUCCCGAAAUGGAGAAAUAUCUGAAGAGGGCUGAGGUCUCAAGUAGCGAUAGUGAUGGAUCCACCUCACAGUCCUGCUUGGACAUCCUCACUUUAGCUGAUAGUUUGGCCACUUCUAAGAAGCAGACUCAACAUCAGUUGGUGCCUCUGGAUUACAGAACCAUCCAUAAAAAUGAAGAGUGUUCAGUUAUGGAAGAGCAAGCAGUUGACAAAAAAUGCCAGGAUCUGGCAG
Messenger RNA from Sinocyclocheilus rhinocerous, 499 nucleotides. Its product is annotated as centrosomal protein of 192 kDa-like. Gene Ontology annotation, biological process: protein localization to centrosome; mitotic spindle assembly; centrosome duplication. The transcript has a single exon. Gene Ontology annotation, cellular component: pericentriolar material; centriole; cytoplasm. The annotation marks the transcript as partial. Gene Ontology annotation, molecular function: protein kinase binding. The record is from RefSeq and is a predicted model, not a curated record. Lineage: Eukaryota; Metazoa; Chordata; Actinopteri; Cypriniformes; Cyprinidae.